CUAUACGCACUGUUUCUCUCUUCUUAUGCCAUUUCGUGUACAAGUAGUAAAACACUGUAUUUUAUGGAAAGAUUCAUGGGAACAUUCGGCUGUAGUCUAGAUCUUACGUUAGAUUCUGGAUGUGGUCGCACUGGUCUUGGUAACUGCUUUAGGGGAUGUGUACAUGUUAUCGCGACAUUUUACAGUCACAGUGGACCGGAAAAUCGAAAUGGCGUGGCUGACUGACAAGCUUUUGUUUACUAAACCGUCACGCCGUCUGAUUGACCCAGCGGAAGUGAUCAUGCACGGUUUGCACAACGAGUGCCCUUUUGAGCUAGCGUCCUUUCUCAAACCUAUAUGCUGGCGAGCGGAGCGCCUCGUUGCACAAAUGGAAGUUGAGGAUUUCGAUAUGAAUAUUGUUUGGGAUCGUUUAGGAAUUCGCCGAGAAAUGGAGUGCUUAACUAACUACUUAUCACCGUACUAUCCAUACUGGGUGAAAUUUUUACUGGCUACGAUCCUACUGUAUUCUUGCACUGCGCCAUUGUGGCUUCUCCUUUGGCAUUUGCUUAACGGACAGCAGACGGACAUCUGGGCACCGGAUAAAGUGACGACAGAAAGUGAUCCAGCAGGCGAUCAGAAUAAUUUUGAUGUUGCACCGGUUCGCACUAAAUUAGUGGGUAUUAGUUCGAUAUCGCGGCCAUCCACGUCCGAGGGCACGGAUACGACCCGCGACAAACUGACCGUUAACGAGCCGAUACUACAAGCCCGAUCGCUUCCGCGGGAAAGCAGUCCCUCCUUGUCAACGUCCAGUCGAUGCAGCCAACGACAGCCUUCAGUGAGUGUAACAUCCCGUGAGGAAAUGUUUCGCCAUCUGAGAGUUGAUGAUAUUGCAGAUAAGGGACCGCUCUUUCAAGUAGACUGUGCCCAGCCGGAAACGAGAGGCCCCGCUUCAGUUAGUCCCGCUCGCAGUACAGCGUCGCGGUGCUCGACCGCGCCGUGUCAAAGGCAGCCGGUGUCCCGGAGAAAAUGCAGUAGCAUCCGCCCGGAAAUCGUUCGAGCGUGGAAAGAGUUCUAUCAUAUCUUGAAUGAUAAUCUAGAGCACGUUCUAAACCCGCAUGGAUGUCAGAGAACAAAAGACACGGCAAGGGAUAUGCUGAGAAAUCGAGGUCGGAUUGUGGACGAACAUUUUCAAGCCAUCGAAAAUGAACACCUUUCAGGCUAAAAUGCUGUUUAAGUUGUUUCCUGGGAAAAAGUAGCUGAAUUUAUCUAAUUACUGUUACAAGUCUCUCAUGUAUUUGAGUAGCUCCUAAACUAACAAUAAGCAAAAUGUUAAGAAGGCUCGAAAGACUCGAAUUAAAGGUGAG
Molecule: messenger RNA, 1343 nt
Organism: Paramacrobiotus metropolitanus
Lineage: Eukaryota; Metazoa; Tardigrada; Eutardigrada; Parachela; Macrobiotidae
Exons: 2
Coding region: 164-1201 (345 amino acids)
Source: RefSeq, a predicted model, not a curated record